GCUUUGGUUGGUUGUCAAUCUAUCAAGAUGGUUGGACCAGCACCAUUUGUUGAUAUAGGCAAAAAAGCCAAAGACCUCCUGACAAAAGAUUACAACUUUGACCAGAAGUUUACUCUUUCAAUGCUGAGCUCCACUGGAAUGGGGCUUACAGCCACAGGGCUCAAGAAGGACCAAAUUUUUUUUGGAGACAUAAAUACUGUGUAUAAGAGUGGAAAUACUACCGUGGAUGUGAAAGUUGAUACCUAUUCUAAUGUGUCCACAAAAGUGACUGUCAAUGAUGCAUGGCCAUGUUCCAAAGCUGCUCUAAGUUUUAGGAUACCUGAUCACAAGUCCGGCAAGUUGGAUGUCCAAUAUCUUCAUCCUCAUGCUGCCAUUGAUUCUAGCAUUGGCCUGAAUCCAACUCCUCUAUUGGAGCUUUCAGCAACAAUCGGCAGCAACGAGAUUUAUUUGGGUGGUGAAGUUGGAUUUGAUACAGCUUCUGCUUCUUUUACAAAGUGUACUGCUGGGAUAAACUUGAACAAGCAAGAUUUCUCUGUUGCUCUUUUUCUGACUGAUAAAGGACAGGCAUUGAAAGCAUCAUAUAUCCAUUCUGUCAACCCCUUCACUUCUGUUGCUGCUGAAAUGGCUCAUAGAUUUUCCACCUAUGAAAACUCUUUCACCAUUGGGAGUUCUCACACCGUGGAUCCAUUUACCGUGGUAAAAACACGGUUCUCCGACAACGGGAAGGUUGCAAUGCUCUGCCAACGUGAAUGGAGGCCCAAGUCACUCGUAACUUUUUCGGCGGAAUACGAUCCAAAGUCCAUGAAUGCAUCCCCUAAGAUGGGGCUUGCCAUUGCUCUCAAGCCUUGAUGCCGUUUUUGGAUU
Molecule: messenger RNA, 864 nt
Organism: Hibiscus syriacus
Lineage: Eukaryota; Viridiplantae; Streptophyta; Magnoliopsida; Malvales; Malvaceae
Product: mitochondrial outer membrane protein porin 4-like
Exons: 6
Coding region: 28-849 (273 amino acids)
Biological process (GO): monoatomic anion transmembrane transport
Cellular component (GO): mitochondrial outer membrane
Molecular function (GO): voltage-gated monoatomic anion channel activity
Source: RefSeq, a predicted model, not a curated record